This is a messenger RNA of Centropristis striata (black sea bass), 9017 nucleotides long. RefSeq names its product KIAA0232 ortholog. NCBI's taxonomy places the organism in Eukaryota, Metazoa, Chordata, Actinopteri, Perciformes, Serranidae. The record is from RefSeq and is a predicted model, not a curated record. Bases 854 to 4888 code for a protein of 1344 amino acids. The transcript has 8 exons.
AAUGGGGGUAGUCAGGGAGACCAAAGAAGACAAUAUAAUACAUACUCAAGUUUGAUAGCUUAUCACUCUAUAACUCUGCAUCUUUUUCCCAGACCAGGUCCACAAGUCCUGACCUCAUCCUACGAACUAGUUGGGCUUCUGAUGCAAUACCCCAGCGGAGGAAUCAAAUCUAUACCAAUAGGACGGCAGAGGUUUGCCUUGUUGCCUGGAUACGAACGCGGAGGGUGGCGCAUUCAGGAGUCCUUCUCCUGACUGAAACUGGCUUUUCGACGGCGGACAUUGUGGCUCUGGAUAUUAACUGUCACCGAGGAAUGACCUUCCUCCCCGCUUGAGCCGGAAUGUCGCCGGUUUCCUCGACGCUGGUAAAGAAGCAGUGGAUGUGAAAACAGCGCCAUUUCUGUCGGCGUCCAUGAUACGCGAUGCUACCGCAGCGGAUUCCAGAGCUCGAGCUCGGAACGGCAGCGGGAGAGAAGUAGCCGCUCCCCUUUCGCUGCUCCUCUCUACUUCAGCCCACGGCAGGUUGUGCCGUUGAAGUAAGACGUAGCCGCAAAAUGGACCCCUCCGACUGAGACGCAAACACAUCCUGUGUUUUGCUCAGCAGCUGAGAUCUAUCAGCAGCAUAAGCCAUGCCUGACGAGUAAAAUCCCCCUUUUGCUCAAAGCAAUAAUAAAAAAAAAAACAUCCUACAUGCCUCCCCAUGUAGAGCCCCUUCAGUGCGUCCUGCUGGAGUGACUGCCCCCUCUUCCCAAGGUUCUGCCUCGUCCUCUCUCUGUACCCUUCUCCACCGACCACCCUACAGUAACUACCCAUCACAAUGCUGCUCCAAAUGAGAAUGGCCAACACCUGAGGUCCCAUGCGUCCAGUGAGCACCGAUUCCGACGGUCCUGCUCCUCCUGAAAACCUCUCUUGCCCCUACCCCCUCGUGGGCCCCCUGCCUGCCUCAGAGAUGUCCCUGCUCCAGUCGCUGGGUCCAGUACAAAGCUGGCUUGGCCAGGAGCUUGAGAAGUGCGGGAUUGAUGCCAUGAUUUAUACCCGCUACGUUCUCAGCCUUCUCCUGCAUGACAGUUACGACUACGACCUGCAGGACCAGGAAAAUGACAUCUUCUUGGGCUGGGAGAAGGGAACUGGGAAGAAAUGGGGCAAGAGUAAGAAGAAAGGAGGGACUGACCUGAGUCUUGAGGAAAUGAAGAAGCAAGCUGCUGUGCAAUGCCUCCGCUCUGCAUCUGAUGAAAACUCUGGAAUUGAGAGCUUGGUUGAAGAGCUUUGCUCUAAACUAAAGGACAUCCAAAACAAACAGAAAGAGGAAAAACAGAUCCAAAAGAAAUCUGAUGGCUCUCAGUCUCCAGAGCGAGCUGAGUCCCCCUCUUCAAAGGACCAGGUGGAAAUGUAUUAUGAAGCCUUUCCUCCUUUGUCAGAAAAACCUGUUUGUCUCCAAGAGAUCAUGACGGUGUGGAACAAGGCUAAGGCCUGCACAUACUCCAGUUCAUCCUCUGCAGCCCCACAGACCAGCACAGACACCUCUUCCCCAAAAGAUUGCAACAGUGAAGGCGAGGCCGCUAAGGAGCGAAACCUUGAAGCAUGUGGUGCCAUCACUACUGUGACCAACGAGAGAGGCCAGCAACGACGGAGCAAGAAGGAGAAAGAAAAUCGAUACCAUGGUGGUGCAGCAGCAGAGGAGAAAUCUACCGUCCACUCAAAGAGACAGACAAGGCACAGAUCAGAGGGCAAAUACAGGCCCAGGUCCUGGUCUUCUGGCUCUAGUGAGGCGGGCUCAAGCUCAAGUGGGAACCAGGGUGACAUGAAGUCAUCCAGAAGCAAGGUUAGACUAAGGCACAAAUCCAGGGAGGCUGCAAAGACUAAGAGAACACGCAACAGCGGGCAGGUAAAGCUGCAGAUGAAGGUCAUCGACAAAGAGGAGCGAAGAAACGCAGGAGGGAGCAGUAGCAGCGCCACCGGGGGCGCUGCCAAACAACCACAGCUUUACAAAAAGGGGAAGAGACCUCUGAAGGAGAUUCGUAAAGAUCCAGGCUGGAAGGAGGCAAAAGAGGCGGGAGUUGAGGCCAGAAACAAAAAGGAAUACAUGGAGGAGCCACUUUGGUACACUGAGCCCAUCACAGAGUAUUUUGUACCUUUCAGCAGCAGACAAAGCAAGCUGGAAACAAAAUAUCGCAACAAGGUAGACUCUCCUGACGGCUUUUCUUUGUCAACCGACAUGGAGAGGCUGCCGGAGAGAAUCCAGGGAAUCUGCAUUGCCAAUGAGAGCUACCAGAGAGCAUACCUAGCAGCGGGCUCGUUUGUGGAUGGGCACUUUGUGGAAGGGCCUGAAGAAGCAGAAGAUGAAACUGUUGAACUCACUGGGACCUCAAGCUGCCCUCAGCCAGAGGAUGGUAGAGAUUUAGAUGACAAGCAUCUGUCUGAAUUCACUCACUUCUAUGAAGUUGAUAUUUAUCAAUCCAUAUUGGAUACUAGUGCCUCAGACUCUAUACAAGAGAGUCGGAUCUUAAGCAUGAUUCGACAAAAAAGCAAAGAGCAAAGAGACGUUGAGGCAGAAUGUUGUUUAGUGUUAGAUGGCCUUGAGCAGCAAGGGAAAAGUGCAAUACGGGCAGACUCGCAGGACGCUUCGGGAUCUGUUGGAUUCUUAAUGGAGGAUCUAGAAAACAUGGCUCAAGUGUGGGGGUGUUAUUCACCAUCUACUUCAGAAGAUAUAGAUGGAGAAAGCUUUGUAGGAGACUCUCCCAUUCGACUCUCCCCCCUUCUUGAUAGUGUUUCAUUCACCCUGAGCAAACUAUCUGGAAAUCUGGAGGAGCCACCUGUCCCUGAAGCCACCAGUGAACCAUCUGGUUUGAACUCAUCCUGCUUCUCUCUUUUCGAGUUGCAGUAUGACAGCCCCACUUUUCCUUUUCCCCGCGACUCACUCACUGUUGGUCAUGAAAACAACACGGAUUCUAGUAGCUGUCUCGACCCACAUUCUAAUAAACAGUCUCGUUUGCUAAUAUGGACCAAAAAUAGUGCCUUUGACGAAACUGAACACUGUUCAAACCUUUCAACACGAACUUGCAGUCCGUGGUCCCAUUCAGAGGAGACUCGUUCAGACAACGAGCAAGGAAAUGUUCCAACAGAGGAUGCUGCUCAAAUUGGCAACGAAGAGAUUGAUUGUAUAAUCCCUCCUCUCUCUGGUACAUAUCUGGAGGAUGAAAUCUUGGAUUUUUUGCAAGAAAACUCUGGCCGUAAGUGUGAGGAGGUCAGUGUCAGUACGGCAACCAAUCAGACCUUCACCAAAAAAUCUAAAUUGGAGUCCAUUUGUGGUAUCGCAUUGGAAGAGGAUGAGAGUAAACAGUACAGCACUGGCAUGUUUUCGGACAACGCAAACCAACACAGUGAUGACUACAGCUCAGGGAUAAUAAAGGACAUUUGGACUGCAAUAGGAGAUGACAAAUCUGUAAUGUCAAAGCAAGGAGCAGAGAAACCAAGCGAGGGGCUUUUCUCAGAUGAGUCAGGCAGUUACUGCUGCAGCUGUCUGGAAGUGCAGGCAAAAGGAGUUCCAAUUCAGGGACCUCAGAAAAAAGCAGUCCAGCGGUCCGAGUAUCACCUUUGGGAAGGCAAGAAAGACGAACAGGACUUAGCCAAAAACAAACUCUCCAAGGUAGAUGGUGCCGGGGAUUACAUGACUCCGUCCAAACCCUGGGACUUGAGCUCUGACAAGGAGAGUACAUCAUUCAUCCUAGGAGGGGUGUAUGGAGAGCUGAAGACACUAAGUGGUGAUAAGAAUUGGGCUGUUGUGCCGCCAAGUGACACCCAAGAUAGCCUGCUACAGUGUGCGGCCGUGGCUGCAUCUGCGUCCAGCUCGGAUAUGCUUACCAUCACUGGUACAGAUGUGUUCAUGAACACUGGCAGCUGCUUUGCCCCUGGGCACAGGCCCCUGUGGAGGCCUCUUGUGUCCUUUGGGCAGAGUGACCAGGCCAAUAAAGGAGGCGGAGAUGGAUUGAAUAAGGGAUUUUCUUUCAUCUUCCAUGAAGAUUUGCUUGGAUCUUACGGAGGCUUGCGUAGUGAGGAGCAAGGUUUAGAAUACCCGUUUGCAUCCUUCAACCUGAACAAUCCCUUCUCUCAAGUCCUCCACGUUGAGUGUUCUUUCGAGCCUGAGGACAUGGCUUCAUUUAGUCCGGGGUUCAAGCCCAAAUCCAUUCUUUGCUCGGACUCUGAGAAUGAAGCCUUCCAUCCACGAAUAUAUGGCAUCAACCGGACGCAGUACAGGGCCAUUCGCAUUUCCCCCAGGACUCAUUUCCGACCAAUAUCGGCCUCAGAGUUGUCUCCCGGCGGAGUGAGCGAUUCGGAGGCCGAGACCGACAAAGAGGAGAUGAGUUUUCCCGUCCUGGCGCCGGUGGACGUCUUUGAGGAUCCUCAGGCAGAUCUCAAACCUCUGGAGGAGGAUGCAGAAUGCGAGGGCCCUUAUUACGGGAAGUCAGAACUGGAAUCUGGUAAAUUCUUACCCAGAUUAAAGAAGUCUGGCAUGGAGAAAAGUGCCCAGACAUCUCUGGAUUCACAGGAGGGCUCCAGUACCCUCCUGCCAAUUGCUGAGCAAGAGAUUUGCUUAGACUGCAAAACGGCAGCAGCUGAAUCGACUGCAGGUGGACAGACCGACGUCUCAGUCGGCAAGAUUCAAAAGGAGGAAUCUUCAGGAGAAAAGCAGUCCUGCUUAUCUGCACCGACGGGUCAGAUCCCCAAGUAUGGGAUUGCUUAUGACUUUGUUGGGGAUGUGCCAGAGUUCCCUCUGUUAAAUAUAAGUGGACAGGGAGGAACUGGCAACCAGCAGGACGAGUGCUGGUGGCAGAACACGCUCUGUUCCCCCAUAUUCCCUGGAUCUCAGUGUACAGGGAGCAGCAACAUUUGAAUACUCCAGUUUUGCAGAAGACGCCUGUCAUAGAGAGGAAACCUUCCUCUCCCUUUGUGACUGGACCUCUACCAGCAAAGAUUCAGGGUCAUCUCAGAGCUGGAAAACCUAAUGUAGGCUAAUUUUCUGACACACCCUUCCAAAAAAAAAACCCCACACAUAACCCUGCUGGUUUUCACUAACUAACAUAAAACCUUGUGUAAUCAACAAUCAGAUCAACAAAAAGUGAGAAAAAUAGGAAAACUCAAAAAAUAUGUUCUGUCUUUGAGUGAUGCAAUGUGCAGACAUGCAUUUUAGGCAUUUUAGAAUUUGUUUCAUUUGAUUCUUCUGUACACUGGUCCUCAUUCAAGUCUCACAGUUAGGUAGUUGGGACAAUCUUUUGUUCUAUCCUCGUCAGUUUUGUUCCCACCACUUUGCUUUUGAGCUAGGAUACUGGUAGUUGGUGGUAUCUGAAUGGUUGUGCAUGUAUGUUCGUCCAGCCAGUCUCACUCCUCUUUUUCUAGUUCAGCAUAAUGUUGUGUGAAACGACUGCUAUCGCAUCCUCUACUUUCCAUCUUGUGUUCAGAAAGAUAAUAUAGGGAUGUUGAGAGUUUUUGAGUUGUGUAAGAAUUUGAGAGUUUAAUUUAAAUAGUUUGUUUGGACGACUUUCUGAAUGUGAAGUAGAGAAUGUGUGCAGCUUUUCUUCUAAAUAUCCCCAAAUUCCCCAUGUGUGAAAAGUUAUCAUAAAUGAGUCUGAUUUUUGAAUGGUGAUAGUCUUACAAAAGCUAGUAGUAGACUUAGUAUGGUUUGUGAGGCUAAAAUAAUACAAAAAAUCCUUUAAUAAAAAAAAAACAAAAAAAAAACAAAUCAGUUUUGUUGGAAAAAUACUAAUAAUCUACCUGAAAUGCAAUGCUGUAAAAGAAUUGGGGGGUAAAAAAAGAAAAAAAAGUUUUGUGUUUUGGGGUAAAGACCCAUCAUUAAAAGACAUGACUACAGCCAUUUCUGCAGACACCUGUGUUGCAACUGAAUGAAACUUUGUUUUAAUUUUUUGUAAUUUCUAUGGUACGGACUAUUGGUGCUAUAAAUAUGUUCAAAUUUUUUUUGAAGUUGCAGUUCCAUAAUAUGGCUGUGAUAAGUAGAUGGCAUAGCCUAGUUUUGUUUGUAGUCCAGACAGUCAGACUCCAUGAAUAUCUUUUUGCAAAAAUUGUGAAAAGAAGAAAAAAAAAAAGUUUAGCCUGAUCGCGGCUCUUGCUUAAUGUGGCUUGGUUUUUAUUUUAAGGUAACCUCUUAGUUGUGAGGCCUGCAACAACUGAAGCAGAAACACAUACAGAUGUUAAAUCUCACAUUGCUACACAUCAAUUCAGUCACUUGUUCCCAAGCAGAAAGGGCAAAGUCAACAUUGAUUUACGGUUAAAGCUACAAUUGGUAACUUGGCAAAAAGAAAAAAGGGGCAGAAUUUCAUGUAGACUGAAACUUAUUUCUCAACCUCCCCUUUCAAGAGUUUUCAAAAUGGGAGCCGAGUUGCAAAUCAUCUUAUUUUACAGCUAAACCAUACACUAAAAUAUAAUUUCUGAGAUUAGAAUUAGGCAAUGCAGUGCCAGAGUCUUUAUUCAUAUUUAAUAAGCCCUGCUGAGUUUGACAGUCUGACCCAAAGACUGUAUUUAAAGAUGGACGGCCUGACAGCUCCCCAAAAGUGAAGCAAAACAUAUUGGUUGCCCCCUGGUGGCUUGCUGCAGUAUAGGUCAUAAUUCCCGCUCCCUCUAUGUUAAUGGUAGGACAUGAGCCAAACUAAAAACCACAAAGUACACAUCAAAUAACAUUUUGCCAUUGAGGUUUUAGUUAUUUUAAGGGUUAGUUUGAUGCUAUAAAACGAAGGUGUAGCGUCAUGCUAGGAAGCUCACAUUGUGGUUUGAUUGGUUCAGGUGUGGUUUGGUCAGAAACUACAGGUGCAUCUCAAUAAUUUAGAAUAUCAUAUAUAUAUAUAUAUAUAUAUAUAUAUAUUUUUUUUUUUUUAUGUCAGUAAUUCAAUUCAAAAUAUGGAAACAACACAUUAUAUAGAUCCAUUACAUUUCUUCUAAAUAUAAUGACUAUGGCUUACAUUUAAUGAAGACCUAAAAUUCAUGCUCAAAAUGUUUAAUAAGUUAAAUUAAGUUUAAUAAUAAUUUUAAAAAAGUAUGUUUAAUAUCGAAAUGUUGGCCUCCGAAAAGUAUGUCUGUCUAUAUGACUCAAUACUUGGUUGGGGCUGUUUGACUUGAACUACUGGUAAUGGACUUCUCCAUCAUAUUCUAAUUUAUUGAGAUGCACCUGUAGAUACUGCAGCUUCACUUCUGGCUCCAAAUGACAUCAUUGGGGCAAGAUGGCAGCGGCCAUAUUUUGGCUUCACUUUUGUACAGUGGGAGGAAGUAGAGACGCGUUGUUCAUUGUUUAUUUAGCCUGUGGUUGACCGCAGUUCACUAGCAAUGACAUGAUUGACAGCUGCGUUAAAGACUGCUAGUAGGAGUCUCAGUGACAGUUUCAACAAAUAUGACAAAAACUUACUCAUAUAAAAGUUACCAACUGUAGCUUUAAUUGUCCCCAGCUGCAAAUUUAUAACAAAACAAGUGGCGGGGUGGUAGUCAAACCAAAAACAUGGCAUAAUUACACUAAGGUACAAAUGCUUUUUUUUUUUUUUCCUUACUUUUAAGAGGUGUGUUUUUUUUGGUUUACAAUAUAUCUUGAAAUAUUGAGUAAUGUCUCACUAUGUGUGUGUGUGUGUGUGUGUGUGCGUGUGUGUGUGUUGGCAACAGAACUUGUGAAGGCACUGGUUCAGAAUGAGUGUACUAAACUUUAUCUCAGAGAAACGUGAAUGUAUGCAGAGACAUACAUUCACAAAAAUACAAAUGCAUUAGUGCCCCCCUUAAUUUGAAACACACUCUGAACAAAUACGCUUGUAAAACCCUCGAGGUCUAACUCUUGCGGGCUGUGCUUUGAAACUCAAAUUAAGCAUCUGCAGAUAAAUGCAUUUCUUUAUACCUGUUGCUUUUAGUUCUUCCAGUUUAACUUCAAAACUUUAGGUUACAAGGACAGUUAGCAGGGUGACAGUAUUUGUCACAUACCAUGAAACUGAAGCACAGAAAUCAUCCCUCCAUUAAUGGGUAAUUCGAACGUUUCAGCAGUGUGAGCAGACUCUGUAAUGCACUGUCGCAGGUGAAGGUGUCUCAUGGCUUUGGAAAUGGCUUCCUUAUUUAAAAAAUGUAAAGAUUGUAUAUACAGGCCCACGGUUUGUUCAAUCCAAUGCCAGUUCAACUGAAAAAAGGACCCGUAAGUAGCUGAAUGAAGGUACUCCAACUUCAGGGUCUUGUCACCUUUCUUUGACAGUCAUCAGACACUCAGGAAUUUUUUAAUAAUAUAAGCAUAUUGCAUAAUCUACACUCAGACCUGUGACAGUGCAUUGAUGCAUUAAUGUAAAACCUUUCUUUGAUUGUAGAGAAGAUAUUAUCGACAGGAGUUCUUUGCAAGCAAACCACAGAGGUGACUGUCUUUAACUUAGAGCUAUAGUUUUAGGGGGGGGAAAAAAAAGAAUAAGCCAUUGUGGGUUGCAUAAGCAAUGUGGAGGGAAUUCAAGAGUCCUAUGCAAUACUUUGGCGCAUGUAAACAUCCAAGAAUAUAUGGAGAAAAGUCAUUCAGUUAAUUUUGCAUGUUGAUUACUUUUGAGUGAGGGACAUGUGAGGAGAAAAACAAAACAAACCAUGGACUGUCUCUGAAAAUGCAGCAUGCAAACAUCACACUCGUUUUUAUGUUGGAUUUUACAAAAAAAAUAUUUUUGAUUUAGAGAAAAAAAAAAAUAGCGAGGUUAAAAUCAGUGAUUGAAAGAAUGUUACGACUCUGAGUGAAUCUGUGAGUGAAUGCGUGCAAGAAGCGAAGUCACAAAAAGCACUUACAUGGGAGUUGAAAGGAAUGCAUCACACCUUUCUUCCUUUUGGAUUCUUCCUUUUUUGAUAGGCCGUGUUAAAACAAAAAAUAGAAAAAACGUGUGUGACGAGAUAAUGCAUUCAGUGAAGAUAUGUGCGUUUGGAAACGACACUGACAGGGUGGCUGAGUUCCGAUUGCACUGUGGUCUGAAGAACAUAUCCGGCACUGAAAACUUGAGUUUUCCUCGUCUUUUCAUUCC